This is a messenger RNA of Mercenaria mercenaria, 10236 nucleotides long. RefSeq names its product ankyrin repeat domain-containing protein 26-like. Lineage: Eukaryota; Metazoa; Mollusca; Bivalvia; Venerida; Veneridae. Gene Ontology annotation, molecular function: protein binding. The transcript has 58 exons. The record is from RefSeq and is a predicted model, not a curated record. The coding region runs from base 66 to 8303 and encodes 2745 amino acids.
UCCGAAAUCUUGAAUCAAAAUAGUCAAUGGAGGAUUUACAAUUUUGGCGUGGUUAGAAACGAAAAAUGAAGAAGAUUAAAGGAAUAUUUCUGGGGAAAACCUCCAAGAAUUUAAACACUUCAGCUUCUGGAUCUAUUGGCGGUGCGAGUGCAUCGCAGUUUGCAAAUGGAUAUGACUUAAAAGAGAAAGAUUUGCCCAAAAUCCACAAGGCUGCAUGGACAGGCGAUAUUUCCAAAAUAAAACAACUUGCCAAGAAAGAUCCCACAGCGUUAGACAAAGAAAACAGGACUCCUCUACAUCUUGCCUGUGCUCAGGGCCAUGCUGAUGUGGUACGGGAACUGUUGGAAUGGAAUGCAAGGACAAAUAUUGGAGACAGUCAGGGCAAAACCCCACUGAUGAAGGCCAUAGAAUGUGGUAUGGAAGAAUGUGUGAGACUAUUACUGAGCCAUAAAGUUGAAGUUAAUCAGUCAGACCGGGACAAGAAUACAGCUCUGCAUCUAGCCGUCAAGGAGGGGAAUACUGGCAUGGUUGCAAUGCUCGUCAGUAGUGGAGCUAAUGUCAAUGUCAAAAACAAGGAUGGGCAGACUCCGUUAAUUUUAUCGGUUCAGGACCCAACCAAGCGGGAUGACCAUACCAGGAUACUGUUAGAAAAUAAUGCAGAUCCUAAUGCAGUAGAUAAAGAUCAAAGAUCUGCCCUGCACCAUGCCUGUAUAGAAGAUGGUAUCAACCACGUCAGAUUGUUGUUACAACACAAUGCCAGCACUGCUCUCAAAGAUGUCAAAGGUUGGACAGCUGAAGACUGUGCCAUGAUGAAGGCACAUCAUGCGUGUUCCCAGGUUGUGUUUGAUCACAACCUCAAGCAGCGCAGAUUAUUGACGGGCAGCGUCCCGUCCACACCACGUAACCCAGAUUCGGCUACCGUAAGCAGACAUACCACACCCAGAGAUCAUUCUUCAGCCUCAGAUUUCGGAAUGCCACAGAUGCCUCAAGAGGAUGCGGAUGACUCUGAUGAUCAGACAGUGAGUAAACAUUCCCUCCAUGACAACAGGCAAGAUUCCUGGGCAGAUGACACUGAUAUCAGUUCAGCUGCUGAUGAUCAUAAACUCAAGGCUGGAGCUGUAAAGACAAGCCUGACCAAACAUCUAAAAAUAGACAGUGAUGAAGAGGAGGAAGGCGCUGCUGAAGAUAAAGGGGGUGGGACUAAUGUUCAAGCAACCAAUGGGAAACCAGUCCCAGAUCCAAAUCAUCGACGUUCACCAGUGAAAUUCCGAAAAGUUCUUGUUAGCACAGGAGAUGUUAAACGCCCAAUUUAUAGUCGUACCCCCACCCCUGAUGCUGACUUGAGAAAAUCACCAGCCUCUCCAUACACCACAAGUACCCCAUCAAAGAUUCCAGUAAAACAGAGGUUAUCGGGUGCAUCACACACGUCCAUUGAGGAUGAUUUUACAGACGAGGAAGAUGACUCAUCACCGAUACAGAGGAACAGGGUAUCCUUCAGUGACCACCAACAAGUCAGAAAUAUUAGUGCAACAGAUGAUGAUACUGAUAUAGAAGAUGAUGAAGAAGAGGUGGAACCAACCAAGAAACGUAGAAUAGAAACACCUGAGGAAGCCUCUAUUGGCAGUGGAGGGUACACACCUACUGGAGUUGUGUCUACAGAUGCAAACAAAUUAUCAAAAGAAACCUUUAAAGCAGAGAAUGGAGGAAAUGCACUGAUGGCUGACUUGGGAAUGGAGGAUAUCUCAGACUUAAGUGACCAGGAGGACGAUGAGGUCAGGAGCCCACGCGACUCCUCCGGCCCAAAUUCACAACCCAACACACCUAGAGGUAUCCUUAAAAAGACUGAUGGCACAGGAAAACCUCCUGCUGUCCAAAACCCAGUGGACUCGGAUCCAUACUGGGACUCUGAGGAUGACGAUCCCCAAGACCAGGAUAGGGAAAUUAUAGUGGAGGCAGAGGUGCACCCUGCCAUAAUCCCUGCUUCAGCACAAACUUCAGUAGAUAAGGAUGAAGAAAGUGACUGGGACUCAACUCGUCACAGUGAGACAGAUAAAGGGAACCAGUCUAUACAGAUCCGAGAAGAAGUUGAGUCUCCAGAGAUAGACAGUGACCUAGAGGACACACUCAAUCCAGAGAAAUCAGCUGUAGAGAAGGAUCCUACAGUGAAUGAGGACCUGUCAGCCAUACAGGAUUCUAACACAAUGACUGUAGAAAUAGUACAAGAAUCCACAACUGUUGAAAUAGUUCAGGAAUCCACUACUCCAGAUAAUGUCAGCGGUCAAGACAAACUAGCCAACACUGGCGAAAUUAAUGCAUUAUUCAUUAAUGAAUUAAAUGAAUCUACCGACAUCAGUCAUCCAGGCUCAAGGUCAAGUAGUGUUGCUAUGGAUACACAAAGGGCUUUGACAGUUAUUGAGAGAACUGAAUUGACUGAUAAUGACCUAAAAUCUUCAUUGUCUCAAGAUUUGCUCAGUAAGAAACCAGAAAUCCAAAGAAAUACACCAGCUGAAAAUGAAGAAGAGAUUUACGAUAAUGAUGAAGAAUUCGACUCUGAAGAUGAAACAUUGGACAGAAUAGAAAUUGGCCAGCAGGGUACUCUUGAUACAGAGAUGGGAGUGCAAGAAGUUGAAGAAAUGAUAGAAGACAGAGAUGAUUAUGAAAAUCAGGAAAGAGAAACUGUAAACGAAGAAAAUGAAGAGGUUGAACAUCAAGAGAUUGAAGAACUGAUAUCUGAAGAGAUGGAUUACUACAAUUCCAUUGAGAAGUCAGAAGGUGACGAAAAAUCUCUGAAAGAAGCAAGCUUGAAAGAAGAGAUAGAAAGAAGUGUCAGUGAAGGCAUAGAUGGAAGUCAUGCAGAGUUCAAGGUCAUGGAUCGUCUUAGUGCUCCUAAAGUUAUGUUGGAGUAUGAACCAAGUACAACUGAGGCAGAAGACUCUGAUACUCUUGAUACUGAGUCUCUUCAAGAGGACUUCGUUCAGAUGGUGAAGUCUAAGAAAAAGAAGCAGUCAUCUUCUGUAAAAGACAGGGCUGGAAAGAAGUUAAGCUCUAGUAGAAAUGGAAGUAUAAGUUCUGACAAAGAAGUGGCUAGAGCUCUUGCUGAUGAGUCACCUACUACAUUUGCCAGCCGGCACAUGUUACCCAGUCAGGAUGACUUCCAUAGAGCAAGUACAGAACCUAUAACUCAAGAUACAAUGGAAGAGCAGAUGUCAUUGGCUGAGGAUGAUGGGGAUGAGACAAGUCAGUGGGAUUCCUCAGAGGAAGGUACUACACCAAGGACACCACGAAAUGCUGCAGGUUUCGGGAAUCAGGAUGGAAGUCCGGAUGUUCAGGAGUAUGAAUAUUAUGAGGAGGAGGAGGAGUCAGAAAAGCAGGAUAAAAUUCAAGAAGCUGUGACCUCGUUUGGAGUCAGACAAGAAAUAGGCCCAUCCCCAGGCAUGCAGUCUCUGUCUUCUGGGAUACAGUCCCAGCCAACACCCGAGCCUCAGUCUGACUCCUCUCAACUUCGGUCACGUGACACACCAGACCCACCCACAACAAGUGGCUCCGCCUCUAUGCAGAGGACUGUGAUUACAGCACAUGUGGAGGAACCAGAUGUGUUGUCACAGCAACAAGAUGAAGAAGAUGACAACUGGGAUUCUGAGGAUGACAUACAGUCAGGAGAGGAGGAGGAGGAGGGAGCAGAGAAUGGGGAGGAGUCUCCAGUUGUAGUGGAUGUGUCUUCUCCGGUAGUGAUAGGCAUUGAUUCUGUUGACAACACUCCGAGAACACCAAGGGGACAGAGCAGUGUUGCUACAGAUGAUGAGUCUGUCAGUGAGUGGGAAAUAGAGAGACAAAAGGAAAAAGAAGAAAAAGAAAAGCGAGAAAAAGAAAUGAGGCUUCUACAAGAAAUGGAAGAGGAGGAGGAGCGUCAGCGACAGUGGGAGGAGGAGGAGAGGCGGAGACAGGCGGAGAUUGAAAGGGAAGCACAGGCGGAGCUAGAGAGGGAGAGACUGGCCGCUGAAGAGGAGGAUGAAUCUGAUGUAAGUGAUUUUAGUGAUAACAUUCUACCUGACAGCGCUCGUCAACAUGACUCGGAAUACUCUCAUCCUUCCCAGCAUGCUUCACAGAGGUCACAACCUUCUGAGGAAAGGUCACAAAGGUCAGACAAUUCCAAUCCAAACAGCCUGACAUCACCAAGGGUGCAGCGUGAACUUAAGAAACCACCACCCAAGUUGGUUGUCACAAAGUUCAUACCCCCUUCACUAUCCCAGAGGGAGAAUAAAACACCUGUAACGCUUGGGGAAAUCGAAAAUGAGAGUCCGGCACCGGUGUAUGAUGACAUGAUCCAGCCAGAACAAGAGCAUCACAGAUUUGCUGCCCCAAGUCAAGGUCAAGUGAAUAAUGUUUAUGGAAAGGAAGAGGAAGGAUCAGAUGACGAUAUUGAAGAUAUAAAUGAUGAACAAAUUGAAAAUGCUGCACAAUAUGAUACGAAAGGACAGUUUGAUACAGACAAACAAAACAAUUACAGUAGUUUCGUAGGGGAAUAUAAUUCAAGUAGUGGACAGUAUAAUAGAGGACCAGUUAGUGCACAGGGUAAAGUUGAUGUAGAUAAUCAGUCAGAUGAAGACGAAUUUGAAGAUGGAGUUCAUGAAGAUAUGAUUCUACCACAGGAUAUGAAAAAAGUUGAAAGUGCAAAUACACAGGAUAAUCACACUGAACUUCCUGUGAACAGUGAUAUAAGAACAGAAAAUGCUCGAGCAUUGUUGAGUGAGCCGCCACCACUGCCUAAAACCUCCCCGCCUGUUAAGGCAAUGUCAUUACAGAGUGAUGGACAAAGUGUUGAAGAUGAUGAUCUAGAUAUUCCUGUUCAGACUAAGCCUCCAGGUCCAUCCUUUCUACCAGAUUUAUCGGGAACGACAGGUCUGUACUCUUCAGGCCUGGAAGUCCCGUUUGAUGAUGAUGGUUUAUCCGUAACGUCUACAGAGAACGGUGACAUCAGUAGCUCUUACCGACCAGAAAAUCUUCCAUACGGCAAAGACAUGCUUGUUAACAUGAAUCUCAGUGACUCAAGCGCAGUCUUAAAGCUGCAGGAACAUUUACGAGAACAUCGUAAACAGCUUGAGUACGAACGGAAUCAAAAAAUGUUGCUGGAAAGUAAACAGAAACAAAUGUCCAAAGAUAAAACUGAGAUGCAAAAGAUGAUUGACAGUUUGAAGUACCAGAAAUCAGCUCUGGAACAAAGCAAGCUAGAUCUAGAGGCCAAAAUCAGAAAUCUAGAGUACUGUGUAAGUGAUGAAGAAGAGAAAAAGAAGAAUGCAGAACUUUUGUUGAAGAAAACAAAGGAACAGUUAGCCAAGAAGGAAGAGCAGUAUACUAAUGAAAUGGAGGCAAAACAGAGAGCAGAGCUUGCAAUGAGGAAUGUUCAGAUGGAACUUAGAUCUUCUCAGAACCAGAUGAAAGAUCUGGAAGAGGAGAAGGCGGAGCUAGAGAGACAGGUGGCCAAUGAGAAAAAUGCUCGUCAACUGCAGGAGAAAAUCAAUGAAGAGCAGCAAAGAUUGCAGCAGCAUAUACAGGAAGAGUCUCUGAAAACUUCCUCACAAAAGGACGAUGAUUCGGAUGAAGCAAACAGGUCGUUGGAGCUAGCUGAUGAUGACAUCAAACAUGCUCGAGAUCUUGUAGAAAAAUACAAAAAUGAGAUUACAGCCCUCAAGGCUGAGUUACAGCGUCAGCGGACCCGGCUCACAGAUGAGAACAGUCUGUUGUCGUCGGAGAAUGAGAAGCUACAGCAGCGUGUUGAGGACCUGCGCAAUGAGGUGAAGGACCAUGAAGAGGCCCUGACACAGCUCACAGUGCAGCAGAACCUCCACAACAGCAAACUGAUGUCUGAGUCCACCAUGCUGUCUAACUCGCUGGACAAGGAAAGAGUUGCUAGAGAAAAGAUAGAAGCAGAGCUUGAAUCUUUUAGGACGAGACUUCAAGCUUCUACAGUUCAACUUGAGAAGUCUCAGCAGGCUAGAAAUGAUUCUGAGAGACGUCUACAUGGUGACCGUGAAGAAUGGGCGAGACAGCUGGACAGAAAAGACCAGGAACUGACUAGUCUCAAAGAGAAGGUUCAAGCACACAUACAAGCUCUAAAUGCUACAGAGACUAAACUUAAUGCUGUAGAAAAUGAGUUACAAAUAUCCAAUACAACAUUACUAGAGAGAACCAAUCAGUACCAACAGGCACAGAGAGAUCUACAGUUCUACAAGACUGCACAGGAAAACAAUGAUUCUAAUUAUAGACAUGAAAAGGAGUUAAAUGCCAAACAUGUUGCUAAGAUAGAAUCAUUACAAGAAAGACUAUCCAGUAUACAGCAUGAAAACCUCAGUCUGAAGCAACAGGUGGAGUCUGCCCAGCAUCUAGCUAAUGACAGAGCAGGCUUUGAUCUCCAAGACAAACUCAACACUAUGAUCUCUAGUCUCAAAUCAGAUCAUGAAAAGGCUCGUGCAUCAUUAGAGGAAAAGAACACCAGUUUACAGGAUACAAUCACUCGAUUACGAGAUGAAGUCAGGAACUCUGAGAACCGGCGCAGCAACUUGGAGCAGGAUAUCCGUCGCUUGAACCAGGAACAGAAUGACAUUAUUCGGAAAUUAUCAAUUGCUGAGGCUUCUCUUGAUGUUGCCUCAAAGGCCCGUGAUCAGCUGGAACAGGAGCGUCUUGCUUUGAAAAUGGAGAUAGAGAAACUGCAGCAGAAAUACAACACGGCCCAGGAGUCAACAAUACAGGCUCAGACACGCAUGGGAGAGCUUGUAGACCGACUGGAUAGGACUGAACAAAGUCGUUUACUCAGUAACCAACAGCUUGCAGACACCUCGGCAACCAUGCAGGCUUUCAAUACCUCAAAGACGGAGCUUGAAGAGAACUACCAGAAAAUUCAAGUAGAGAAUGUCAGGCUAGAUGCUGAGCUGAAACAUGAGAAACAGAAAACAGAUAUGUUACAGCGAGACCUUGCCGACUCUCAAAAGGUGCGGAGCAGUUUAGAAGCAUUGUGUUCAAAUCUGAAGUCAACUAACGCUCAUCUAGAGGAGAAACUUGGGGGUGAGGUAGUUAGUCGUAACAUGCUUGCCAAGGAGGCGGAAGAUCACAAGGGAUUAUGGGAACAGGAAGUUUUAUCGCGUUCAAAACUUGGGCUUAGGAUCGCUCAGUUAGAAAGACAUAAACAGGAAACCUCUACCCAUUUAGAAGAGGAGAAGAGAAGGACUAGAAAAGCUCUUGAACAAAAGAAAGUAGCGGAGACGAAACUUGAGGCUGAACAAGACAAAUGCCUGAACUUACAGAAAGAGGUUGCCAACCUGAAGGCCUAUCUAAAGGUUGCCAAGAAAAGGUUAAAGGAUCCUGGCAGUGAUGAUGUGCAGGAUUCUAACGAGAACCGUAUGAGUAAUCUUCACUCUGCCUUUGACAAGGAGAGACAAGCUAUGGAAGAAAUGCUUGUCUCCGUCAAGUCUCAGUUGGAGCAUAUGAAAAUACAGCUGCAAGAUGAGAUGGAGGAGAAGGAAAGAGUACACCACAAAAAUCAACAACUAGAAAAGGAGCUUAAAACUGUUAGAAAAUUAGAGCGGUCAGUUCACAAGAUUGACCGCAGUAAGAGAAAGCUCGAGGAAGAGUUUAAAGCCUAUAAGAACUCUGUAGAGACUGGUUACACUGAGAAGUCCACUGUUGAGGAGGCAAAGAAAGAUAUUGAAGCAAGAUACCGGCAGGAGUUGAACCGGAAACUGGACGAGGUGAACAAUUAUCUGGAGGAGCAGGCUCGAACCAGGCAGCGCCUCGACCUCAGUCGUGAAGAACAGGAAUCUAAGCUGAGAAGUGACAAGAAAAAGUUUGAGGAAGAGUGUAUAGAUUUACGUAUUAAAUACGAACAAGCAUAUGCAAAACUUGAAACCAAAGAUCUGGAAGCAAAGCGGUACCGAGAUUUAUAUGAGAGUGAGAUGCAGUGGAGAAUGCGACUCAGUGAGCAGCUGUACAAGUCAACUGAUAAGGCAUUUGGCUUCAAAAACAAGUUAGUUGCGGAGCGACAAAAGAACAGGAUGUAUGGCAGCCUGACAAAUCUCUCAAUGAAUGGUCAAACUCUCGACCUCAGUAAAAUAAAUGGAACUCUUGCAGAAGAUGCCCUCAGCAAUAGAUUACGGGCUGAACUUGAUAGAAGUAUAGCUAAACAUUUAGAGGCAGCACCUCACGACCAAAUCCGUCCAUUGAUACGAAGUGAUGAUCCCGUCCUUGGUUCAAACUUUGCUAAAGCUAGUGCAGACUACAUCGAAGUUUUAAAAAGAAAAUAUUGUGUAUAGCAGAAUGUCAACAAGUGUUGUGAUUUAUUUAAUUAUCCGUCCAAUUUAUUUAAAUUUCUCAAACUGAGAGUGUAUUAAAUAACAGAUGAAGAUGAGUAUAAACUCCCAUUGGACAAAAAGACAGUAUACAGUUAUAGGUAAUGUGCUUUAAUAUUUGGAUAUGACAUCGAACUGUAUAUAUUGUUUCCAAAAGUGCCAGUGCUCUUUGUGUAUUAUAAACGGAGAUUAUUUUUUAUUUGUCUGUGAUUUGUUACUAAGUCAAUUUUAUUAUUCCUACACAACUUUUCGCAGCCAUUAUUUUAUGGCAGGAAUAAUAAAAAUUGAUUACACUUUUAAGUUUACAUUUUUUCUAAAAAAUAUGUGCCCUUAAAUUUUAGUUUUUCAUUUUAAUCAUCCUUUAAGUUCACCAUUUUAGCAAGACAUAAUACAACAUAUUGUAGUGAAUGACUGUAAAUAGAUUAAACAGCCUGCAUAGAUUCUAGCCAGAAAAGCAAUAUUAUUCCUUUAAUAACACAGCAAUAUCUGAAAACUUUUUUUAUUUUACGGGUAAACCAUGAUCAAAGCUAGCCGAUCACCUUAGAUAUUCUUUUCAGGCUUUAGAAACAGCUUCUAACUAAUACAUACCAUCUAAUUAAAAAAAAUAUAUAUAUAUCAUUUAGAGAUUUUAUGAUUUUGCAAUUAAAAGAUUAAGCAGUCUUUGUUUUUAUACUCAUAGUGUAUAUUUUACUAUCUACCCAUUUAUAACUGUUUUCCAUUGCAUACCGGUAAGCAUGUUUUAACUGUUUCUCAUCUGAUACAAGGUAUCUAAAACACUAGUUUAGCACAGUUAAAGGUCCAUAAAGGUACUAAGGGAAAGUGAGUUGGCAAUUUUUUUCAUAGCCAGUGCAUAAACUUCUGCAAGACACUAAAUAAUGAAGAUUGGCAGGUCAAAAUUUACAGAAGGUCUUUGGAACUCAAAGAAAUGUAUGUGUAUUAUAUUGAAAUUUCAAUGAAUCGACAGAAUGACCCCCCAGGUCUUUUUAACUUUCUUCAUACUUCAUAGAAAAAUAAUUGUACAUAUACUGCGAUUUAUUUCGAAUUUCUACAUACAAACUUUCAUUUUCCAAUAAAAUGAAUAAGUUUCUGUGCUUUUUAAAAGAAAUUAAAAUGUUCACUUUCCUUAGUAUUGGACCUUUAAAUGUAAGACAGCAGAAAGAAUGAUUGCCAAAAGUAAGUUGCCGAGUUGAUAUUACAUUGAAGGGGUAUCCUCUGUUAGUUUAUAGUUUUAACACAGUUCAAUGAAGAUAGCAACAGUGAAGCAUUAUUAUUUUUCGUACAGAUAUAUUAUUGUGGAGGAAGGACAGCUGUGGUGAGAAAGGAAGGUUUUAUAACACAAGUUUUACCUCUGUUACGCUCUUAUUUAUUUCCUGGUUUUCUUUUUAUAGUACUUAUCAUUUUAUUACAUAAAAACGAUAGACAUCAGUAAUAUCAAGAAACAUAUCUAAUUAUUCAGUUAGAAUCAUGGUUGUGAUGUCGGUCAGUGUUUUUUUCUAUCUGUGUGCAAGCUUCCUUUCCCAUCUGUGACUUCCUCCACUUUCGACCAGUAUUCCAAGAAUAUUCCAUCUAAUAUUCAAGCCAUUUCAUGUUCUUGAGAAAGAAAAUGUGUCUAUAUGUAUUAGGAUUUGUUAUCAAGGAAUAGAUGUAUUUAUCAUUUUUAAAAAGUCUUUACAUUGUGAGAAAGUUUCUGCUUGGGUCAAGAUGAUGCCAGGUUUCGUUAUGUUGUACUUUUUUUAUGUACACGUGUUGAAAUGUAUGCAUUCAUUAGCUUUUAUGUAAACUGAAGAUCUACAUUAUAUUAUAUACAUAAUUAUUAUAAAAAUGUAUUCAAGUUUUGUAUAUUACUAUAUAAUAAAACUAUUUUGAAAAUAAAAAAAUAUUUAAAGAAUGAAUAAAA